GGCAAAAGGAAAAUUUGUUCCUGUUAAUGUCGUGCAAUCUCAAUCAACGGUCCCUUCAAUAGAGGCAAAACUCGGGUUGUAGACUUGCAGUGUAAUAUGGACUCGCAGCACUGAAGUCUCUCGUGUCGCUCUCAUGCUACUACUUGUAUAUCUCCACCACACACACCAUUGGUGCUCACCCAGACUUCUGAUUUCAUUCAGAACCAUAGAAUUGCUAUCACAUCCAAGCAAAAGCAAGAGGAUUUUAUCAUGGCGGAGCUCAUCUUCUCGGCGGUUGUCGGGGACAUGGUCGGCAGGGUGAUAUCUCUUCUUGCCGGCCAGUUCAAGGGCCAAGGGUGCACAGACGCCAAGCUACGGAGGAUUUGCCAUAUGCUUGUCAAGGUUCACAGUGCAGUAGAGGAGGCCAAAGGGAGGCAGAUCACAAACUGCGGCACCCUCGAGUGGCUCUCGGAGCUCAACGACGGUGUGUACCAGGGCCACUACUUGCUCGACACGGUCCGGUGCAGAGAUCAGGAGCUUGAAGAUGAGCAUGCUGACAAGGUAGUGGGACAGCCUUUCUCUUUAUCCUUGCUUAAUCCUGCAAAGCGCGUGCGCGUAGCGGCGUGUGCCGUGAAGAGCCUAUUGUCUCGCCAUGAUGUUGGUGUUGGUGAGGACAUAGAUAGAGUGGUAGAGAUCUUGGAAACCGUAUCUACUGAUCUCAAGGAGUUCAUGAUGCUCCUACACAACUGCCAGCCCAUCCAUCGUCCUUUGGCUACUAAUAUCUUUGUCGAGGGGCAGAUGUUCGGCAGACACAUCGACAAAGAGAGGAUCAUCAACUUCCUGUUGCACGAUGGUGGUCCGUCAACUGGAGAAAAAGUGGGUGUGCUUCCCAUCGUCGGCGACAUAGGAGUCGGGAAGACCACCCUUGCGCAGCAUGUCUGCGAUGACGAGAGGGUGCGCAGCCACUUUCCAAUAAUCUUAUAUUCCAAUCUCUCAUACACCAGGGCAAUGGCAAGGGGUGAGGCAGCGUUAGUUCUAGGAUCCAGACACACAGUUAAAGAUGCUAAAGAAUUCAUCGAGUCACUGCAUGUACUCAAGCAGAAAUACUUCACCAAGAGGUUCUUGAUGGUAUUUGAAGAUGUUGACGCGGACAAGCAGCAGUUGCUAGAAGAGAUAUUGUUGAUCUUAAGACAUGGAAAACAUGGAAGCAGGAUCAUAAUCACCACAAACAGCAGGGCCAUUGCGGCGAGCAUGGGAACGGUGCAGCCCAUCAGUCUGAAGGUUAUGCCACACCAGGAGUAUUGGUUCUUCUUCAAAGCGCACGCGUUUGCCGGCAGAGAUGUCGAGGAGGACCCAAGGAUGCUAGCAGAAGGCAAAGCGAUUGCAAGGAAGCUAAAUGGAUCCUUCUUCGGAGCGAAAAUCAUCGGCGGGGUGCUGAAGGCUCAUCCGAAUCCUCAGUUCUGGCGCAGGGUGCUGAGAAGCAAUAUAGGGGGGUUAUCUCUGUUGGGUGAUGGAAUUGAGUACAUUGCAGAUUUGACAGAGAAUUUGCUACCAAUCGGCGCAGACAUGUGUAAGGUGACCAUUUCUAAGAGUCCAUAUCCCUCUCAGACGGAGCUGGCUAGGUUGGUAUAUCAGGCAAGUCCUAGUGCUGGUGUUGUUGCCUCGCGUGGUGAUAACGGGUUUGCAAGAGUCUUGUUGUGCAGGUCAGUGUUGCCCUUCCAAUUAUUGUACUACACUGCUCAUUGCAGUGUCCGCGGGCCGAACUAUUCACCAGAGUUCAUCAAACUUGAAAGAAGUAGAUUAGCCCAUCUUACUCUUACUCCCAUCAAGAAAAGAUUUCCUAAUAUCAGUAAUAUAUGUGUGUGAAGAUCAGACAGGAA
Messenger RNA from Triticum aestivum (bread wheat), 1859 nucleotides. Its product is annotated as disease resistance protein RGA2. Gene Ontology annotation, molecular function: ADP binding. The record is from RefSeq and is a predicted model, not a curated record. Lineage: Eukaryota; Viridiplantae; Streptophyta; Magnoliopsida; Poales; Poaceae. The coding region runs from base 250 to 1845 and encodes 531 amino acids. The transcript has a single exon.